This is a messenger RNA of Triplophysa dalaica, 312 nucleotides long. Its product is annotated as histone H4-like. Lineage: Eukaryota; Metazoa; Chordata; Actinopteri; Cypriniformes; Nemacheilidae. The record is from RefSeq and is a predicted model, not a curated record. Gene Ontology annotation, biological process: nucleosome assembly. The transcript has a single exon. Gene Ontology annotation, cellular component: nucleosome. Gene Ontology annotation, molecular function: protein heterodimerization activity; DNA binding; structural constituent of chromatin. The coding region runs from base 1 to 312 and encodes 103 amino acids.
AUGUCUGGAAGAGGCAAAGGCGGAAAGGGACUCGGAAAAGGAGGCGCGAAGCGUCAUCACAAAGUGUUGCGCGAUAACAUCCAAGGCAUCACCAAGCCUGCCAUCCGUCGUCUUGCUCGACGCGGAGGAGUGAAACGUAUCUCCGGUCUCAUCUAUGAGGAGACUCGCGGUGUCCUGAAGGUGUUUCUGGAGAACGUCAUCCGUGACGCCGUCACCUACACCGAGCACGCCAAGAGAAAGACCGUCACCGCCAUGGACGUCGUGUACGCGCUGAAACGACAGGGACGCACUCUGUACGGCUUCGGAGGUUAA